GAGCAACCCGGACACAUUUUUAAGACGGACUCGAGACAAACGCGGAGUCGACGCUGGAGGGAGAUUUGAGGCACGCAUGGACAUCGGUCGGCCUCGAAACUUCUCGAGCAAUUUUGUUGGCAGAUUAUUUCUUGCUUUAUCGUUUCGCGACGUCUUCUCAUCAUGGAGGCAGACAGUGACAUCAAAACUACGUCCACAGGCUUUCAUUGCACUCUGUGCAAUGUGAAAGUACCAAACGUGCCAAGCUUGGAUCAGCAUGUCAAAGGGCGGAAACACCAGACGCUGAGCACUGUGCGGGCCACCAGGAAGACCCAGGAGGAGCACAGUGUGUUUGUCAGUGGCAUCAAGCCCGACAUCUCCCAGACUGACGUAACUGAGUAUUUCCAGCAGUUUGGGCCUGUCUCAGAUGUCAUCAUGGAUAAAGACAAGGGUGUGUACGCCAUCGUGCAGUUCAGUGACACUGACAGCAUACAAGCAGCCCUGUCCUGUGUUGAGCAUUGGAUGAAAGGCUUGAAGCUGCGUGUCAAACCCCGCGAAAAGAAGGAUUUCAAGUUGAUUCCCAAGAAGAAGAAUGACUUCCAGAACCUCCAACAACUACUCGAUUGUCUCAAACCUCAGCUGUGUCAGUUGGCAUCUGUGGAUGCACAGAUGCAGUACAUUGUAGAGCAAUGCCAGCUGGGAGAAAAUGAAAAGAAGGCCAGGGGCUUGUUGGUUCAACUCCUGCAAGAGGUUUUUGUGGAGUUUUUCCCAGACAGCAAGAUUCUGCCCUUUGGUUCGUCUGUCAACAGUUUUGGCAUCCACUCCUGUGAUUUAGACCUGUUCCUCGACCUGGAAAACACCAAGGUUUUCCAAGCCCGUGCCAGGUUCACCAUAGAACAGACAGGGGAAGGCACGUCAGACGAUGGCCACUCUGAAGACUCCAUCCUGUCUGACAUUGACCUGUCCACUGCCUCGCCAGCCGAGGUCCUGGAACUUGUGGCAGUAAUCCUUAGACGCUGUGUCCCCAGCGUGCACAAGGUUCACGUUGUCAGCACCGCUCGUCUGCCUGUGGUCAAGUUCCAGCACCGCGAGCUUAACCUGCAGGGGGACAUCACCAUCAACAACAGAUUAGCAGUAAGGAACACUCGCUUCCUCCAGCUGUGUUCAGGGAUGGACGACAGGCUGAGGCCUCUGGCGUACACCAUCCGCUACUGGGCCAAGCAGAAGCAGCUGGCUGGUAACCCCAGUGGUAGCGGACCCCUGCUCAACAACUACGCUCUGACGCUGCUGAUCAUCUUCUUCCUGCAGAACUGCGAGCCUCCUGUCCUCCCCACAGUGGACCAGCUCAAAGACAUGGCCUGUGAGGAAGAAGAGUGUGUGAUUGAGGGCUGGAACUGCACCUUCCCCAGUCAGCCUAUUGCUGUGCCCCCCAGUAAGAAUACACAGGACCUGUGCACACUUCUUGCUGGCUUCUUCUCAUUCUAUGCUAAAUUUGAUUUUGCCAGUCGUGUUAUAUCUGUCAGGAAGGGGCGUGCACUCCCAAUCACCGAUCUCCUCAGCCAGAAUAAAGAGGAGGAGGCCAUGCAAGAGGAACAGCCCUCCAAGACCCCUCACCAUGGUCCCAAAAUGGGCCCCCUAAACCUCUUAGACCCCUUUGAGCUCUCCCACAAUGUAGCUGGAAACCUGAAUGAACGUUCUCAGCGAAGCUUCCAGAGGGAGUGCCAGGAGGCUGAGAAAUACUGCCGCAGCCUGCAGUACCAGCGCAAAUCCACCAAGGGGAGGUCAUGGGGCCUGGUGCGAUUGCUCACCCCCCAUGGGGAUCUCCCACACACCAAAACAGAGCAGCUGACCAUCAGCAUUCCCUUCAAAUCAGCUUUGCUCCCUCAAGUGCUGCUUAAUCAAAUGCACAUGGCAGGAGAUGGUUUCCGGCUGCUGUGGUUUCAGAAGGUUUGCUCUGCUGUGCAGGGAGUCUUCCAAAGUAUUCUCAGCUGUCACCUUGCUACCUCCGCAGACGCUGUCUUUGGUGAGGAUUCGGCUGUGGAUGUUGCAGAGGAAAUGGAAACUCCCUCAACUUCCCUCAACACAUCUGCAAAUGACAGCUGUGACAGUAUUGAACCCCAAAACGAAGCCAGUCCUCUGGGUACAGCUGUGGUCGGUGCCAAGAGGCCACUGUCCUCUGGCAGUGACCCUUCUGUGUCGCCUCAAGGCAAAAAGCCAAGACUGGCAAGAAGGGGCAAGCCUGAAUUACCUCACUGGGUCUAUGUGCAAAAGCAUUUAGUGUGGGCCGGCAGGAGGAAAGUGAGAAGGGAGCUGAACAAGACCACAGACUCGAGACCAGAGGGCAGCUGCAUGGAGCUGGAAUCCCAGGUCACAGCUCACAUCAUUGAAAAAGAACCAGAGCUCAAGGAGCCCCUGGAGUUCAAGGUUCAGCCCCAGGUGGUGGGUGGGACAGAAAGCACAAGAGCAGUGCUCACAUUGGAGCCAACCAGCGACAAGACAGGAGUUUUUCAUGAUUUCUUUCAUUUCCUGGAAGCCUUCUUACCAAAGAUGGUGGAGACAUUGCUAGAGAAAAGUGUAGAAAAUGCUUAAAAUGGACCUGAUCUCCACAUGUUUUUCCUUUUUUAAUUCUAAAGAUUUUCUUUGAGUUAAAGAUGCUAUUACAGCUACUUGUAUUAACCCUUGAGAGUGGGGCAUGACAGUUACUGUGGCUUUAUUUUGAUAAGGAAUAGAUCAUUACAUUUGUAAAUAUGGGUUUUGUCAAAAUGUGAAGUUUGUAAUAUUUUUAUGUAGGUUGUAUAUUUAUGGUCAUGACUUUGUUUCAGAAUAAUAUUCCAUGACAAAGCCUACUUUUUGUGUUGAAGACGUUACUUGAGUGAGUUUGUUUAAAAUAUUGCUUUUUAAUGUCGAAGCCCUAGAGGGAAGAUUCAGUGGCAGACAUUUGGUGAAAACAGCAUGUCAUGCUGUCUUUGAAUGAAUAAAAAAAACAUUUUGUAAAACGUA
This is a messenger RNA of Scatophagus argus, 2979 nucleotides long. It is a transcript of the gene tut1, whose product is annotated as terminal uridylyl transferase 1, U6 snRNA-specific. Bases 163 to 2568 code for a protein of 801 amino acids. The transcript has 10 exons. Lineage: Eukaryota; Metazoa; Chordata; Actinopteri; Scatophagidae. Gene Ontology annotation, molecular function: poly(A) RNA polymerase activity; RNA binding. Gene Ontology annotation, cellular component: mitochondrion. The record is from RefSeq and is a predicted model, not a curated record.